GGCGGUCGGUGCUGCGGAGCGGCGGCUCGGCGGCGGCGGCUCGGCUGGAGCGAGGGUGGGAGCGGCCGAGACCAUGGCUGGAGGCAAAGCUGGAAAGGACAGUGGGAAGGCCAAGGCCAAGGCAGUGUCUCGCUCACAGAGAGCUGGGCUCCAGUUUCCCGUGGGCCGCAUCCACAGACACCUGAAGACCCGCACCACGAGCCACGGGAGGGUCGGCGCCACGGCCGCGGUGUACAGCGCUGCAAUCCUGGAGUACCUCACGGCCGAGGUGCUGGAGCUGGCGGGUAACGCCUCCAAGGACCUCAAGGUAAAGCGGAUCACCCCGCGCCACCUGCAGCUUGCAAUCCGCGGCGACGAAGAGUUGGACUCCCUCAUCAAGGCAACCAUCGCCGGGGGUGGUGUGAUCCCGCACAUCCACAAGUCCCUGAUUGGAAAGAAGGGGCAGCAGAAAACCGCCUAGAGCACUGUUUUAACCAGCCCCUCUCCCGUCACUGCACUGUAACUGGGACAGAAGAAAUAGUGGGGACAUGGAGAUUUUUAAAAGAGGCAAAAGGAAAAGCUUAGACAAUUACUGUAGACACAAUAAGAGACAUUUGUACGUUCUUAGGCUCAAAGUUUGAUAAAGUACCUUUCCAUGUGGCAGCGCUCGUGUGGUGAUUGGCUAGGUUUCUCCCAUGUGUUUUAUACAAAAAUGGAAUUGAUAAACCAUUUUUUACAAAAAGAA
Molecule: messenger RNA, 724 nt
Organism: Hyaena hyaena (striped hyena)
Lineage: Eukaryota; Metazoa; Chordata; Mammalia; Carnivora; Hyaenidae
Product: histone H2A.V
Exons: 5
Coding region: 74-460 (128 amino acids)
Cellular component (GO): nucleosome
Molecular function (GO): protein heterodimerization activity; DNA binding; structural constituent of chromatin
Source: RefSeq, a predicted model, not a curated record